AUGAAUGUGUCUGCCUACCUACCUACCUGUCUGCCUACCUACCUACCUACCUGUCUGCCUACCUACCUACCUACCUACCUACCUACCUACCUACCUAUCUGUCUGUCUGAAGAAAAUAAUGGUAUUGGGAUUAUUGGAAUUGGGUUUAGAUUACCAGGUGGUGGUAGUGGCAAGAGUUUAGGUAAUCCAAGUGAACUUUGGAAAGAAUUAGUUAAUGGUUAUGAUGGUAUUAUUGAAACUAAUGAAAGAUGGAGUGAUAAUUUCAACAAAUUGGGCGAGAUUAAUAAUAGAUAUGGUGGUUUAUUACCAAUGGAUGAAGUUAAAUCAUUCGAUCCUUUAUUCUUUGGUAUAAGUCCACCAGAGGCAACUGCAAUAGAUCCACAACAACGUUUACUUUUAAAAUGUACAUGGGAAGCCAUUGAAGAUGCAAUGAUUGAUCCAAUUAAUUUACGCGGUUCAAAUACCUCUGUUUUCAUUGGGAAUACAACUCACGAAUAUAGAGAUUUAAAUAGAACUAUCGAUUCAAUUCAAACCAACAUAUUUUCAUCAUCAUCACAUUCAUCAUCAAAUCGUGUCUCAAACAUUUUUGAUUUUCAUGGUCCAUCAAUAACAAUAGAUACAGCUUGUUCGUCAUCAUCAAAUGCUGUGGUUUUAGGUUGUAAAUCUAUCAUUGAAGGAAACUCUAAAAUGUCAAUUGUUGGUGGUACAAGUUUAAUUUUUGAUGCAAAUACCCCAAAAUCAUUUUCAUAUAUGAAUAUGUUAAGUAAAGACGGAAGAUGUAAAAGUUUUGAUGCAAAUGCAGAUGGUUAUGUAAAAAGUGAAUGUAUUGGGGUAUUAUUAUUAAAAGAUUUAAACCAAGCAAUUAUUGAUGGUGAUAGAGUUUAUUGUGUUAUUAAAGGUACAAGUUCAAAUGUUGAUGGUAAUGGAUAUAGUGAUAAAUCAAAUUUCUAUUCACCAUCAGCACAAUCACAAGCUGAAAAUAUUAAAAUGGCAUUAUCAUCUGGUAAUAUCAAUGCAAAAGAUGUAGACUAUGUUGAAGCACAUGGUACAGGUACUCCAGUUGGUGAUCCAAUUGAAGUAGAAGGUAUUUCAAGUAUUUUCAAAGACAAUCAUUCAAAAGAAAAUCCAUUAUUAAUAGGUUCGUUUAAAUCAAUGAUUGGUCAUUGUGAAGCAUCUUCUGGUAUUGCAUCAUUGGUUAAAUGCUGUUUAAUGUUUAAAAAUAGAUACUUUAUACCAAAUUUACAUUUUAAAACACCAAAUCCAUUAAUAAAAUUUAAUGAAUGGAAUUUAAAAGUAGUGGUAGAACCAACUCCAUUCCCAAAAAAAGAAAUUACCAUGGCUGUUAAUAAUUUUGGAGUUACAGGUUCAAACGUUUGUAUUAUUUUAAAAGAUUUCAAUUAUAAUCAUAAUAGUAGCAGUGAUAAUAAUAAUACAAUAAAUUUAAAACAACAACAACAUCAGAACAAUAUUGAAUAUUUAAUUCCAUUUUCAGCAAAUUCAACUAAAUCAUUAGAACAAUAUCAAUCUUUAAUUUCAAAUUUUAAUCAAGAAACUAUGGAGUUUAAUGAUUUUGUAAAGGAACAAAUAAUGAGUAAAUCAAAUUCAUUAUACCAACGUUCAGUUAUUUUAGGUUCAAAUUGGAAUGAUUUUAAAGAUAAUUUAAUAUCAACUAAUAAUAAUAUUAAAACAAUCAAAACAACAUCAUCAAACAUUUCAAUAAAAUCAAAGAAUCCAAUUAUUAUUAUGGUAUUUUGUGGUCAAGGUUCACAAUAUAAUACAAUGGCAUUGGAAUUAUAUAAAAAUGAACCAAUAUUUAGAAAAACUAUGGAUAUGUUGGAUAAUAAAUUAUCAAAAUAUUAUGGUUUCUCGAUAUUAGAGAAAUUAAGAUCCAUUCCGGUAGAUGAUAUGAAAUCAAUUCAUAAUCCAGCAUUAGCACAACCUGCAAUUUGUAUGGUACAAAUUUCACUAUUCGAAUUAUAUAAACACUGGGGUAUUAAACCAACAUUUAUAGUUGGUCAUAGUCUUGGUGAAGUUACUGCCGCUUAUUGUUCAGGUAUGAUUGAUUUAGAAACUGAAUGUUAUUUAAUUUAUCAUAGAUCAAUAGCCCAGAGUACAACAACAGGUUGUGGUAGAAUGUUAUCAAUUAAUAUUUCACCUGAAAAGUUUAUUGAACAAUUUUCAUCAAGAUAUCCUGAUGUAGAAAUUUCAUGUUAUAAUUCACCAACAUCAAUUGUAAUUGGAGGAAAAGAGGAUCAACUAAAUAAAAUUUCAGAAGAAUUAAAAAGUAAAGGUGAAUUUACAUCAAUGUUAGGUUCAUUAUCAUCUUUCCAUACAUCAAGUCAAAAAGCAAUUAAAGAAUAUAUCCUUUCAUUGGACUAUAAAUCCAAAGAAUCGGAAAUACCAAUAUUUUCUACAGUAACAACAAAUUUAUUUGAUUAUAAAACUACUCCAUAUUCACCAAAAUAUACUUAUGAAAAUAUUUUAAAAUCAGUGAACUUUACUCAAACAAUUGAAAAUCUAUACAAACAUAUAGAAAAUAAUCAACUGGGAACUGAUAUUGUUUUUAUUGAAUUGGCUCCUCAUCCAACUUUACAAUUUUAUUUAAAACAAAUGAUACCAAAAGAUUCAAGUUACUUUGGAAAAGGUGAUAGUAUUUCAAUUUAUUCACCACUUCACAAGAAAAAGAAUGAUGUUAAAGAGAUAAGACAAACCAUUUCUCAAUUAUAUUGUCAGAAUGGGUAUAAUAUAAACUUUAAAUGUCAAUUUGAAAAUAUAAAUAGAUCAAUAGUACCAACUCAUAAAUUACCACUAUACCAAUGGGAUGAAAAACAAUUUUGGAAAAUUAAUUCACUCUAUGAGAAUUAUUAUUUAACAGGUCCACCAAUUGAUAUAUUAGGUAAUUCAAUUACUGAUUCACCAUUUGUAAAAUCUUAUCAAACAUUUAUAAACAUAAAGAGAAAACCAUUCCAAUAUCUAAAAGGUCAUGUUGUAAAAGGGAAAUUCUAUUUCCCAGGUUGUGGUUAUAUUGAUAAUUUAUUAAAAAUUUAUCCAUCACAAGAUAUAACUAUUAGUACAUUGGAAUUUAGUACUCCAUUUAUUUUUACAGAUGAUUCAGUAAAUCAUUGUUUACAAACAAACAUUUAUCCAACUGGAAAAACAGAAUAUAAAGUAUUAUUCCAUUUUAAAGAUCAAAAAAAGAAUGAAUGGAUUCAAUCAUCGUUUGGUAAUUUUCAAUUAUUUAAACACAAUGGUGAAAAGUCUUUAAAAAUAUUCAAUCAAAAAUACAAUAUUAAAGAUUUGAUUGAAAAACGUUGCAAUUUAACCAAAUUGACAAAAGAAGAUUUAUAUGACCACAUAAAGUUAAAAACUGGUUUAACAUAUAGUGGAAUGUUUCAAGCUGUAUCGAUGUGUUAUUUAGGUGAUAAUUGUUCAUUAUCAGUGGUUUCAUUAGAACUUCCAAAACAUUUACCAGAUCAAAAGUCAUUUUUCAACUCUUCAAUUUUAGAUUGUUGUUUACAUGGUAUGAUUGGUUUAGUUGAUGAACAUUGUCAAUUGGUUUUCGAUAGAAUUGAAGGUUUUAAUCUAUAUUCAUCAAAUAUACCAUCAGCAAGGGAUCAACAUACAAACGUAUAUGUUUAUUCAUCAUUAAAUGCAAAAAUGGGUGAUUCUUACUUUGCAUCUAUUGUAGUAAUGUUAGAAGAUGGUACUGUAUUAAUUGAAAUCGAUAAUGCAGCAUGUACUUCAUUAACACCAAUUCAAGAUUCAUUAAAAAUUGAAGCACCAACAAAUGAAUUAUAUUCCACCUACCUUCAAUCAAAGGAUUCAUUAAUUUUACCACCACAAACAUUCGAAUCACUUUACCAACAAGAAAAAGGACAAAAUGAUAUUUUAGUAGGUACAAUUAUUAAGCAAUCACUUGUACCAUUUGUAAAUGAAAAAAUGGUAUUUAGAAUAUUAGAUUUUUCAAGCGGUUUUGCAGAUUACAAUGGAACCACAUUUCAUUCAUCAAAUAAUGUUUUAGAGAAAUUUAAUCAAUUAUUAAAAGAGUUUCCAUUGUGUGAAAUUGAUAUUGAAUAUACUUUUGGUAGUGUCCCACAAUCAUUAACCUCAUCAAUCAAGGAUAAACUAUCACACAUCAAUGAACGUGUUAGCAUACUUUAUAGAGAUUAUAGCAUUAAUGAUCCUUUGUUACUCGAAGAUAAUCAAUUAAAACCUUCACAAUAUGAUAUUGUAUUAAUAAAUGAUUUAGAAAAGGAAACAAAUGAUAUUAAGGCUACACUUUAUAUGAUUUAUAAUUUAAUGGUACCAAAUGGUCAAUUAAUAUUAAUAAAUAAUGAUGGAAAUAACUUAAUUGAAAUAAAAGAGUUAUUAGAUCAAUGUAAUUUUAAAGAUACAAUCAUUUCAAAUGAUAAAAAAUCAAUCAUUCAAACAAGAAAACCACAAUUACUAUCAGAAUUAUCACCAAAUCCAAAUAUAGACUCUUAUGAUCAAAUUAUAAUUUAUAGUAAUGAUGACAGUGAAAUUUGUAAUAAAUUUUUAAAAUCACUAGAAUCAACUGAUGACAAGAUAUUAAGUAUAAUAUCAACAAUCAGUAAAUUUAAUGAAUUUGUAGAAAAACAAUCAAUAACCGAUAAAUCUGUGAUUUAUUUUAUAAAAACAAUGGAACAAUUAACAUUGGAUAAUUUUAAAUCAAUUACAUUUGAAUACAUAGAAAUUAAUAGAAAACUAUUAAAACUUAAUUCAAUGUGCAAACAUGUAUUGAUAACAUCAGAUUCAAGAAAAGAUAAUUAUUUAGCAUCAUCAGUUAUAGGUGCUGCAAGAUAUUUCGAUGAAUUUCAACAACUACAACUAUUCACAUUAGAUUUCGAUAAAGAAUCAAUUAUUGAAUACACUCAUAAUAAUAAUGAAAAGAAUUUAGUAUCAUUGAUUGAAUUAUUAACAGAUAAGAAAAUAUCUAUUCAAAAAGAAUAUUUAAUUAGAAAUGGUAAAGUUUAUUUUGAAAGAAUAAAGAAAGAACAAAAUCUUAGAAAAAAAUUCAAAUCUGAAUCAUAUCAAGAUUUAGUUGAAAAUGAUUUAGUAGCAGUUUUAUCACCAAAUUUAGAAUAUGAAUUAAAACCAAUGACAAAAGAUUUAGAACCAUUUGAAGUCCAAGUUGAAAUUAAAUCAUUUGCAUUAAAUUAUAAAGAUUAUCUUACAUACAUUGGAAGUGUGCCACCUGAAAUGGUCAAUCAUAAAACGGGUGAUAUUAAUGACCCAGAAUUUGGUAGUGACUUUUCUGGUGUCAUUACAAGAGUAUCCAAAAACAAUUGUAGUGAAUUUAAAGUUGGUGACCAAGUUUAUGGUACUGCAUAUAACACUGCAUCAUCCAAAUCUAUUAUAGAUUCAGGUUCAAUUUAUUUUAAACCAAAUAACUUAAGUCAUGAACAAGCAUCAACAAUACCAGUAGUUUAUUCAACAUCUCUUCAUAGUAUUUACAAUAUUGGUAAUUUAAAAAAUUAUGAAUCAAUUUUAAUUCAUUCAGCAUCCGGUGGUGUUGGUUUAUCUUCAUUAAAUAUUUUAAAAUGGAAAGGUCAUUGUUCUUAUAUUUUCCUUACAGUUGGAUCACCAGAGAAAGAGAAAUAUCUACGUGACACCUAUGGAUCUUUAAUUACAGGUAUUUAUUCAACAAGAGAUAAGAGUUAUGUUCAAAAAAUAAAAGAUAAACUUAAAGAAUUAGGCUCGGAUAAAACAGGUGUAGAUUUAAUAUUAAAUACAUUAUCAAGUGAUUAUAUGGAUUCAAAUUUCAAUUGUCUUUCAAAAAGUGGUAGAAUUGUAGAUUUAUCAAUCACUCAUUUGAAUUCAAAUGAGUAUAUUGAUAAUAAGAAAUUUAAAUUCAACUAUGGUUAUCAUAAUGUAGAAUUACUUUUUAUAGCUGCACCAAUUUUAAAGAAAUUAUUAAAAUCAAUAUCAAAAGCAAUUGAAAAUAAUGAAUUAAUUAAUAAUUUACCAAUAACUCAAUAUUCAAAUGUUAAUAUUAAAAAUGCAUUUGAAUAUAUUAAUCAACGUAAACAUAUUGGUAAAAUUGUUGUUAAUCAUGAUACAGAUUUAGUGGGUAAUUUAAUAAAGGAGAAAAUCAAUUCAACUUCCAAUUUAGAUUUUACAUUAUUAAAAUCAAAUUAUCAAAUCAAUAUAAAUAAUUUAGGAAAGAAUAUAAUAGUUACUGGUCAAUCUGGUAUAGUUUUUGAAAUUAUAAAAUGGAUAGUUAAAUUUGCGCCAUUAGUUGAAAAUAUAAUUAUCCUUUCAAAAUCAUCAAUGAAAUGGCAGUUAGAACUAUUAGUAAAUAGAAAUAAACAUAUAAAAUUUCAUUUCAAGAGCGUUGAUGUUGGUGAUAUAAACUCGAUGGGAAAAGCAAUCGAUGAAGUUUCAAAUGAUAUUGAUAACAUUGAUUCAAUAUUCCACUAUGCAUUCCAUCAAAUAACAAAGAAUGUAGAAGCUAUCAAUAUGGAUACUCUGGAUAUUUCAUUUGGCGCAAAAACAAUUGGUGCAAUCAUUUUACACGAUCAAUCAAUUAAAAGGGGAUGGAAAUUAAAAAACUUUAUAAUUGCAUCAUCAGUUACCUCAUCAUUAGGUUCUGAAAGCCAAUGUAGUUAUGUUUGUGCAAAUAAUGUUUUAGAAUCAUUCUCACAGUAUAGAAAAUCACUUGGCUUACCAUCAAUUUGCACAAGUUAUGGUUUAAUAAAAUCAACUGGAUUUGUAUCAAGAAAUGAAAAUGUUUCAGUAAUGUUUGAAAAUUUAGGAUUCAAUCCACUUUCAAUCAAUACAAUUUUAGGUUCAUUAGAUUUACAAAUCCAAAAUCAAGAACUAUCAACAAAUUUAAUAGUUUCAAGUUUUAAUUUCUCAAAUAUAACAAAAUAUAAUCCACAAAAAAAUAAUUUUUCAAAGAUUGAUUAUCAAGUUUCUUUAGAAGAAAAGAAUAAAGUUAAUCAAUUGGGUCAUGAUGGUAAUCAGGAUAAUAAAAACUCUGUAAAUCAAAUGUUUUUAGAGAAAGUUUCAGAGGUAUUAUCAAUUGAAAUAUCAAAGAUUAAUAUCGAUAUUAAACUUUCUGCAUAUGGUGCUGAUUCUUUAUCAAUCGUUCAAUUAAAAAAUUGGGUAGAUAAAGAAUUAUCAGGUAAUAUUAUUACAAUUCAACAACUUCAAACAAAUACAAUUUCAUCAUCAAUUAAAAUUAUAACAAAUUCAUUAGAUAAAAAGAAAGAAGGUAAAAAUAAAAGUAGUACAGUGGUUAAUAAUACCAAUGAAAUAACAACAACAACAAAAACAUUUGAAUAUUGGAAGAAUGAAGCAAAAUUAGAUGAAACAAUAAUUGCAUCAUCAAUUAAAUCAGAUUUAAUUAUUGAUAAUAAAAUGGAUAAAGUUAUAUUAUUAAGUGGUUCAACUGGAUUUUUAGGAGGUUAUCUUUUAUUGAAUUUAGUAAAAAUGAAAAACUGUUCAAAAAUUUAUUGUUUAACAAGAUCAGGUCAUUUAUCUGACCAAAUCGAUUUAAUGAAUAAAAUAAUUGACAAUUUAAAACACCAUAAAUUAUUUGAAAUGUUUGAACAAUCAGAAUUGGAAAAGAUUUUCCCAGUCCGUGGAGAUUUAAGAAAGAGUAAACUUGGAUUAUCUGAUAAAAUGUAUUUAGAAAUUUCAAAUCAAGUAAAUUUAAUUUUAAGUUGUGGUGCUGAUAUUAAUUUAAAUGCAAAUUAUGAUGAAAUUAAACCAACCAAUGUAGACUCAACUAAAGAGUUUAUAAAGCUAUCAGUUUCGAAAGGUACAAAUAAACCAAUGAUACCAAUUGUAAAUUUAUCUUCAUUUUCAAUUUUCUUUGGUCAAAAAUUAAAUGAUGAAAUCGAAUUUGAUGAAUACCAAGUUGGAAUACCUUCAUUAAGUAAUUUAAAUAAUUUACCAGGUGGCUAUAUUCAAAGUAAACUUAUCUGUGAACAUUUACUAUUAGAAGCAUCAUCAAGAGGUAUUCCAGCAAUGACAAUUAGAUUACCAUCAAUAUUUUCAAAUCCACAUACUGGUAUUGGUCAUAGUGGAGAUUUGCUUCAAUUAAUAAUUAAAUCCAUUAGUGUUACUAAAUAUUUCCCAAUUGAACCAACUUCAUUAUUUAUUAGUCCAGUAACAUGGGUAGCACAAAAUAUUAUUAAUUUAAUCUUUAAUGAAGGUUGUUGGUCAAAAACAAAAAUAAAUACUUUAAAUAUUAUUUCAUUAAAUGGUGAAUUGCAAACAACAAAUGAAAUAUUUCUAAUGAUAAAAAAAAAUUUUAAUUACAAAGAAACCACUUUAAUAAAUUGGAAAAAAAUGAUUUCAGAAUCAAAUGAUAAAACUUGUAUCAGAUUAAGAACUUUUCAUCCUUUAGAUUUUACUCCCACAAAAUAUCACAUGUCUAAAGAAUUUAAAAUUUCAAAAAAUACAAAAUCACUUUUAAUUUCUUUUGGUUCUUAUGAUGGUUGGAAUAUUACUGAACAAAUGGUAUUAAAUUUAUUAAAACAAUAG
Dictyostelium discoideum AX4 is the source of this 8514-nucleotide messenger RNA. RefSeq lists its product as hypothetical. Gene Ontology annotation, molecular function: oxidoreductase activity; acyltransferase activity; transferase activity. The transcript is spliced from 3 exons. The coding region runs from base 1 to 8514 and encodes 2837 amino acids. Gene Ontology annotation, biological process: fatty acid biosynthetic process. Lineage: Eukaryota; Evosea; Eumycetozoa; Dictyosteliales; Dictyosteliaceae. Gene Ontology annotation, cellular component: membrane. The record is from RefSeq and is a predicted model, not a curated record.